AUGACGCAGACCCCGAACGGCAAGUCUGCAGGAGGCGUCCUGCAAAUCCCGGUGGCUGCGACUCAAAAGAAUGCUUCUGCGACAACUAAAAAAGCUCCCAAGCCUCCAGCGCCGCGACUGAAGCUCAUCAUCAGACGGCUUCCGCCAGGGUUGACCAAAGCCGAAUUCGAGACAGCUCUCGGCCCCGAAUGGAAGACCGGAGCUGGAAAGGUCGAUUGGUUCCUCUACAAGCCGGGGAAAGUGUCCAAGGAUCCAGCCAAACCUUCUCGGCCCUCGCGAGCCUACAUCCACGUCGUUUCGAACGAUUAUUCUCUGCCGCUUUCCACUCAGGUUCGCCAAACGUCCUUCCAGGAUGCGCGCAACACUUUCAAUGACCCUGUGCUGCUGGGACCACCCUCGUUGGAGUUUGCGCCGUUCGCCAAGAUCCCCGGCAGUCGUUCGCGCAAGGAUGCUCGCCAGGGAACUAUUGAUCAGGAUCCCGAUUUCAUCGCCUUCCUCGAGAGUCUUACCCAGCCCAUAACGAAGCCAGCUGCAAUUGACUCGGCCGCCGAUGCGGAGGACAAGAAAGAUUCGGUGACAAUUACGCCCUUGGUUCAAUACAUCAAGGAUAAGAAGGCCAACAAAGCUAAGGAGUCCGGCAAGUCUUCCCGCCACAAGUCAGACAAGGAUUCGAAGUCGGAGAAGGUCCAGGCAAAGAAGCUGCUCCAACGGCCCGAUAAAGACUCUGCUCAGCCGGCCGCUGCAGAGAAGUCGGAUAGGAGGAGCAGGUCCGACAGAGCUACCAAGGAAGCUGUGAAGGUGGCGAACAAGCAGGCCGCUAGUGUCGCAUCCAAGCAGGCUGCAAAGUCGUCCGCCUCUAAGGACACUCCCAAGGACGCACCCCAGCCAUCAACCGAACGGAAGAGGGAACGUGGUAAUAUCUCUGCUGCUGCCAAGAUUCUCCAGCGCGAUCUUGGAUUAGCUCCAUCCGGCGGCCGUCGACGCGGCGGGAAGGGUGCCUCUGUGGAUUCCGACGCCGCGAAGAACGAACAAGUCAACGCCGCAACCCCCGAACCGCCAAAGAAGGAGGCUUCCAGCAGGUCGUCGAAGGGUGCCAAUUCUUCGCAGAACUCCAGGGGUCGAGAUCGUGGCCACGCUCAGCAACAACCCAACGAACCAUCGGAAGCGGGCACACCUCCCGUCAGCACAACCCCGAAACCUUCCAAGCCCGCCAAAGGAAAACAAGCAGCGGCCGGCCCGGCAGCCAGCGCCACCCAAGCCUUCCUGAAGCACGCCAACCCGUCCCAAGGUGUCACUGAGCCUUUGCUGGAAACUGCAUUCGCUACUUUUGGUAAAGUCCUGAAGGUUGAAAUCGACAAGAAGAAGGGCUUCGGCUAUGUCGAUUUCGCUGAGCCAGACGGACUCCAGAAAGCCAUUGCUGCAAGCCCCGUCACAGUCGCCCAGAGUCAGGUGGUUGUGUUGGAGAGAAAGGCAAACCCCGGCGGCGAGAAGGGUCGCGGAAAAGGUCGUGCGGGUGAAUCGCAGCAGUCUACUGCGGGAGGCAACGCCAAUAGCACCCGGGGCGAGAAGGCCACCGAGGGCAGAUCCGGAGGAAACUCAUCCCGAGGACCGCGUGGUGGUCGAGGCUCCAAGGGCAAAGGCGGCUCGAAGGGUAACGGCGGCGGCAAUGCGAAUACCAACGCCGGAAACACCUCUGAGAACAAGGGAAAUGCGGAUGGCAAGUAA
Molecule: messenger RNA, 1725 nt
Organism: Aspergillus brunneoviolaceus CBS 621.78
Lineage: Eukaryota; Fungi; Ascomycota; Eurotiomycetes; Eurotiales; Aspergillaceae
Product: putative nonsense-mediated mRNA decay protein Upf3
Exons: 2
Coding region: 1-1725 (574 amino acids)
Biological process (GO): nuclear-transcribed mRNA catabolic process, nonsense-mediated decay; positive regulation of translation
Cellular component (GO): cytoplasm; nucleolus
Molecular function (GO): mRNA binding
Source: RefSeq, a predicted model, not a curated record